Molecule: messenger RNA, 1890 nt
Organism: Elgaria multicarinata webbii
Lineage: Eukaryota; Metazoa; Chordata; Lepidosauria; Squamata; Anguidae
Gene: DENND2D
Product: DENN domain containing 2D
Exons: 12
Coding region: 30-1430 (466 amino acids)
Cellular component (GO): nucleoplasm; cytosol
Source: RefSeq, a predicted model, not a curated record
CCAGCCAGCCAGCCGGGGGUGCGGGCGGCAUGGCCGGCGAAGGGAUCGUCCGCUUCUUCCGAAACAGCCUGCGCCGGAGAUCGUCCCGGAGAGCAGCUGAAUGCCCGGAGGCCUCUACUACAGAAAGCAAAUCUGCUGUUAGUGGGAGGCCGAGAGAGCGAAGCAGCUUCCCGCCUUCUGCCGGUCACCUGUUCUUUGAGUAUUUGGUUGUGGUCUCAAUUAAGAAGAACACGAACGGAGAUUAUGAGCCGAAGAUUACCUAUCAGUUCCCAAAGCGUGAGAACUUGAUGAGGGGGCAGCGUGAAGAAGAGGAGAGGUUGCUGCAAGCCAUUCCCCUCUUCUGCUUUCCAGAUGGCAAUGAAUGGGCACCACUCAUGGAGUACAAGAGUGAAACAUUUUCCUUUGUCCUCACCAACGUUGAUGGGAGUAGAAAGAUUGGCUACUGCAGGCGGCUGUUGCCUUCUGGACGAGGUGCUCGUCUGCCUGAGGUUUACUGUAUUGUAAGCUGCCUGGGCUGCUUUGGCUUGUUUUCAAAGAUUUUGGACGAGGUGGAGAAAAGGCGGCAGAUCUCUACAGCGGUCAUCUACCCCUUUAUGCAGGGUCUACGCGAAUCCCCUUUUCCAGCGCCAGGAAAAACUGUCACCAUUAAAAGCUUCAUCCCUGACUCGGGGACAGAGCAAAUUGAGCUAACACGUCCCCUGGACUCUCACCUGGAACAUGUGGAGUUUCAGGCUCUCUUGCAGUGCCUCAGUCCCGAGAAGAUCCUCCACAUAUUUGCCUCUGCAGCUCUUGAACGACGGAUCGUGUUCCUGGCUGAGGAGCUCAGUUCCCUCUCCAAGUGCAUUCAUGCCGCUGCAGCUCUUCUUUACCCCUUCACCUGGGCCCAUACGUACAUCCCAGUGGUUCCAGAGCAGCUUCUCAGCACUGUCUGCUGCCCCACACCCUUCAUGGUGGGGAUCCAAAGGCGCCAUCUGGAUGAAGUUCUGGAUCAACCAAUGGAAGAGGUGCUGCUUGUUGACCUGUGUGAAGGAAAGUUCUUAAAAGUGGUUGGUGAUGAAGAAGAGAUCUUGCCUGCCAAGCUACAGAAUGAGAUGCUGUCCUCUCUUCCCGCGAUGAACAACAACAUACAGACAUCUGAGGAACUCAAUGCCUGCGUUUCGGAUGCCUUUGUGCAGUUCUUUGUGAAGAUUAUAGGCCACUAUCCGGCACACAUCAAAUGGAGCAAAAAUGGCCAGGGCUCCUUUCAGGAGCGGCCUUUCUGCAAGGCCCUCACGUCAAAGACCAAUCGCAGGUUUCUAAAAAAAUUUGUGAAGACUCAGAUGUUCUCGUUAUUUAUUCAAGAAGCAGAAAAGAGCAGGAAGUGUGUAGAAGGAUACUUUCAGCAGAAAUUAAAUGAAUAUCAAGAACAAAAGCAAAGGAGACUCUCCUGAACCUGUGUUCUAGAGAGGAUUGCUCACCAGCAGAUAGGCAAGCCUAUCAUAUACUUGGACUGAAAUAACUUCGUAAGAGGAAGAACGCCCUUGGCUUUGCUGGCUGUCAUGAUAGUGUCUUGCCUUCAUCUGUGAACCAUGGGAGGGCAUGGAGGUUUCAGACUCUAUUUCCUGCCUUUCCCAUGACUGGCACUACAAGAUGUUUCUUUGAUAUAGUUUGGCUGUAGUUUUAUAGCCUGACAGUUGGACAAACCUUCAGUUGUAAAGAAAAUGACAACAUAAAACUGUAACAAACUGAGUUAUCAUCUUGGUCAAAACAGGACUCUAGGUUUCUCUAGAAACACAGUCAAAUGAGAGCUGUGGAGUGAUUAAUGAUGAAAAAGUAUGUAGAGUAAUGACUGAGACAAAUUAUGUUCAUUGGAAACAUUUUUAUUCUCAUUAAAAUGGUUUCCAGUUCAAA